Messenger RNA from Calidris pugnax (ruff), 2106 nucleotides. RefSeq names its product CCAAT/enhancer binding protein (C/EBP), gamma (gene CEBPG). Lineage: Eukaryota; Metazoa; Chordata; Aves; Charadriiformes; Scolopacidae. The transcript has a single exon. Gene Ontology annotation, biological process: regulation of transcription by RNA polymerase II; DNA-templated transcription. Gene Ontology annotation, molecular function: DNA-binding transcription factor activity, RNA polymerase II-specific; RNA polymerase II cis-regulatory region sequence-specific DNA binding. The record is from RefSeq and is a predicted model, not a curated record. Bases 130 to 582 code for a protein of 150 amino acids.
GGCAUUUUUUUCCCUCCUAGGUUCACCUUGCCCUUAAUCCAUGUGAAGUCCCGUUGGGAGCACCUUCUAGAACCAGCACAGUCUCUGGUCUCUAAUAAAUCGUGUUGUGUCCAAGGAGAGCCCGUCCAAAUGAGCAAGACAUCGCAGCAGAACAGCGCUGCAGAUGCCCACGGAGUGAGCGUGAUCCACAGCCAGCCCCACGGCAGCGGUCUGCAGCAGGUCCCCCAGCUGGUGCCCGUCAGCCCCGGCGGCGGCGGCAAAGCCGUGCCCCCCAGCAAGCAGGGCAAGAAAAACUCCUUUGUGGAUAGAAACAGUGACGAGUAUCGUCAGCGCAGAGAGAGAAACAACAUGGCAGUGAAAAAGAGCCGGUUAAAGAGCAAGCAGAAGGCACAGGACACGCUGCAAAGGGUCAACCAGCUCAAAGAAGAAAACGAACGUUUAGAGGCAAAAAUUAAGCUCCUGACGAAGGAGCUGAGCGUACUGAAAGACUUGUUCCUGGAGCAUGCCCACAACCUGGCAGACACCGUGCAGCCCGUCGGCACCGAGGCCAGCGCCGCAGACCCCGACAGCAAGGGGCAGUAGGGGCGGUGGGACCCCCACGGACUCCCCCCGGGCAGCUCCGCCGCAGCCUCCCAGCCACCCAGCACAAACUCUCUUCUUUUAACCAUCCUUUUGUGGAGAUUUUCUUCUUCUUAGGUUUAACACUGAAGAUUUGAUACGAUUAAACCAGAAACUGCUUCGGGCAUUUGUUUUAAAUAUUUUUCUCCUCUAAAAGACUCCUCUAAUAAACGCAGAUCUAAAUUCAUAGCCCACAAGGAGCUUAGAAUUAGGGAAAUAGCAUUUUCACAGAAAUGUUCACUUACCUUCUUACAGCCUGCCUCACGGGAGGAAUCCAGCAGGAUGGGUCACUGUAGCAUCAGAAACUCAGAGUGGGAUAAAACAUCUUUUAAAUACCUUUUUGUGUAUUUAAGCCCUUUGCUUUCCCCAUUACACGUUACACAGCUGCAAAGGCCGGUGUUUGCUUUCCUCUUUGGAGGAGAACAUGAAUCUGCAGAGCGAGUCCUGUAAAGCAGCAGGUGGGUCAUUCCUGUGGGUGAUGUGGGGGGCAGCACUGGGGGGCCUGCGGGAGAGCAGCAGCACAGCCUGGGGGUCCCAGCCGGGCCCGAAGCACCGCGCUCAGGAGGGGCAGCAGCAGCGACAGAGCCCCUGACGCCCCUGCGCACGCUGCUCGGGCGGUGACUGGGGCCUUGUGAGGACAAGAGUUUGGUUUUCAAAAAUGUCAAAACGCUACCAAAAACCUGCUCUGCAGAACGGCCUUCUCACUGGGGCCAGGUCCCGGGGGGAAGGGGCAGAGGGGCUCGGCGCAGCGGUGAGGGGGGGAGAGCCCCCGACCAGCCCCACUGCGUGGGUCGCUGCUGGGCAUCGCCACUUUCACGGCUCUUCACAUCUGCAACCGAGAUCUUGCAGAAAUUCAUGGCUAUUUUGAAAAUAAAUGGCCCUAGUUUGGGUAACUGACCCAGUGGGAUUUCUACAGCCCCACACACAGCCCCCCCCAAUGCCCCCCCAGCUGCGUGAGGGCGUAUCCUCGGGCUCGGGUUAUUUUCAUAAGUUUUUCUAUAGCAACUUUUUUAAUGCUAGUGCUAAGUCUUUGCCACGAUCCUAGCGCAGUGCCAUGUACUAUAGCAAGGAGUUAAAUGAUAAAAGGAAAGCAGGAACUUGGACGUAACCUUAAUUUAUUUUCAUUUUUAAAUAUUGCGUUGAAGGUCUGGCUGUUCCGUUGAGCCCGUGUCCGGCUGCUGGAUUCCUGCACCGUCCUCAUUUCCCUCCUACACUCCCCUUUCCCAUAGGUUAUUUUGUAGGAUGCUUGUUUGCCUCGUAUCUGUACUUAGGAAGAGAACUCGGAUAUUAUCUCUAUGAAGAUGCUGGUAGAAAAUGAAACCUUGAAAAGUUCUUUUUGAAUUUAAACUUUUAAUACACGUGGAAAACUUUUCUGGAUUGUUUUGGAUUAUGAUAGUCUUUUUACAAAGAUCUGUUUUUUGGUUCUAGCUGCCGCUUCAGUAGGUAGGGUUGAAAUACCAGAAGCCAAUAAAAACCUUUUGCUCCUCG